GAGCAACAGCAAAAAUCACCCCGCCCACAGACGACCAGAAGCAAGCGGAUUGUGUUGUGCAUGCACCGACGACACCGACCGAAGCCAUGUCGUCUCCAAUGCCAGUGUAUGAGCCUGGCGACCCCCUGCCGCCAAGAUGGGAGGCUCGCAAGCACACCGAUGGCCGUUGGUUCUUCAUCAACCACGCCAACCGCACAACCCAAUGGUCUCCGCCGACCCCUGAGCAGUGGCGUGAAGCGCAGGCUGCAGAGCGCGGCAGCAACCCGCGCGCAUCCACGUCGCCCCGCCUGGAGGAGACGGGCUUCACCCAACAGACGUCGACGCUCUCGGACCACCAGAAGCACUCCAUGCAGCGCCGGUUUCGCCAGCAGUACCCGUCCAUCGACGCCACUGUUGUUGACAGCGUCUUGCAGGCGGUCAACUUUGACGAAGGUGUUGCGACAACUGUCCUGAACGACAUGACGACCACGAUGGAGGAGAGCGAGACGAGUGAGGAUGACUGGGGCGACGCGAGUGCCAGCGAAGAAGACGACAAUGGUGACACCACCAACGCCAACGCCACCACCGCAGCAACCACCAUCACCACGUCGGCAUAUCGGUCGAGUGCAUACCAGCACCGCUCUACCUCCUCACGGCGCCAACAGCAGCAGCAGCAGCGGCGGCAGCGGUCAGUGGGGGCGCACACGUCUGUGCUCGAUGCACUUCGCAGCCGCUACGCAGCCCAGCCUUCAUCAUCAUCACCAUCGUCAUCAUCGUCGUCAUCCCGGGCGCACGCGAGCACACGGGCGGCGGUGGCGUGGAGUGGAAGCGCAGCCACCAGAAGGCACUCAGCCACCGCCGAGACAACCGCACCAGCCACAACGUCGGCGUGGGAGGAUAUGCUUGGACGUGCGGGCGUGACGGUGGAGAGCACACCAAGCACCAACACAACGGAUACCGCGGGCACAAGUGAUCUUGGCUUUGGUGUGGGCACUGGCACUGGCUUCGGCAACGACACAGGAACUGGGUUUGGCACUGGCUUUGAUGUCGGCAGUGGCAGCGGUGGCAGCGGCGGUGGAGGCAAUGGGAUUGAGGUGCCGUCGUUCGAUGCGUUUGCAAGCGACAUGGCAGCGAUGGCAGACCUGUUUGCCAACGAGAUUGCUGAGGAGGAGCGCACCAGCAUGUUUGGGUCCGCCACGGGCACCCGCGCACGUGUGCACGACUACGGUGGCUUUGACACCGACACGGAUGCUGAUGUUGAUGUUGAUCUUGGUCUGGAUGUGGAUCUCGGGUUUGGCGGCGGGUUUGAGGCGCCUGGCAGCGGUGGUGUUGGCGUUGGUGGCGCCAGCACGACGCAGGCACGUGAGCGCACACGUGCACAGGGCUCAGCAGCACACCGCUACCGCCAGCAACAGCACCAGGGGCAGCGGCAGCAGCGGGUUGGUGGUGGUGUUGCGAACGGCCCGAAUCCUGCGUUCCGUAAGGGCGCCGACGCCUCGCUGCUCCUCUCCCGUGUCGUUCAGCCAAGGGGUCCUGACCCGUCCCUGCGCGUGCAUCGUGGUGGCGGAUCGCUCGCCCGUGGUCGCGACCUCUCCCUCGCUCGUGGCGCAAACCCACGCCUCGUUGCCGGACCAGCUGCCAUGUUCCGAUGAUGUGACGUGGCAACAUGCACCCGUGCGUGGAGCGUGCAUUUGCGUUCUCUUGCUUGCAUGUGGGACUUGUUUUCUGACUGUCUUGCUCUUCUUCGUCUUUGCCUUGUCUCGAGUCCAUGUUUGCAUGCUUUCUUUCCUGCCUGCUGCUUGCUUGCUUGCUUUCUUCAUUGUGCCAUUGCCAAUACAACAUGUGGUCCUUA
Molecule: messenger RNA, 1831 nt
Organism: Salpingoeca rosetta
Lineage: Eukaryota; Choanoflagellata; Craspedida; Salpingoecidae
Exons: 9
Coding region: 87-1631 (514 amino acids)
Molecular function (GO): protein binding
Source: RefSeq, a predicted model, not a curated record